Molecule: messenger RNA, 591 nt
Organism: Hydatigera taeniaeformis
Lineage: Eukaryota; Metazoa; Platyhelminthes; Cestoda; Cyclophyllidea; Taeniidae
Source: the annotation of a GenBank genome assembly
AUGUGGCCCAAAAGCGAAGUGAAGACGCGCAACGUGACAGCCACAGCCUACAUUCUCGGAACACUAGAGAAGGAAGAGUUCGGUUCUGGUUGUCUACUACCUCAGCCGGAGUACAGCGAUUACUACGAGCUUCGAGUGGUUGAAAAUGCCCUUUCACUUAGUGAGAACAACGCAACCGUGUGUACCAUAGUCACCUGGACUGUCGAUGACGCCAGUGCGCGAAGUCUUCUCGGAUACGUUCUCGAAAUAACCCAAUCGACUGCCAACACUUGUCGCCUUAUUUGGAUUCCUUGUGUGGACUGUUUUCCACACCAUAGUUUGCGGAAUGCCUUGCCUGCGGUGGAGGAACAGCUGCGUGAAAUAGAGACACAAUGCACAAAGGUUUCUACACAAUUGUUGCAGCACGCAGAACGCCUCGACUCCAAACUCUACAGGACGACAAUCCGCCUCGUGUUGGGAUUUCAGAGUAGUGGUGAGACAAAUGAUACGUUCUCGGGGAUGGUGAGAGUCCACGCUGUGAAGAUGGGUUCGGUUCAUCAGAUAAUGGAACAUUAUUGGCCGUCGACUGCUAAAGGUAAAGCAACGAGUUAA